This is a messenger RNA of Dioscorea cayenensis subsp. rotundata (Guinea yam), 1426 nucleotides long. RefSeq names its product mitochondrial carrier protein CoAc2. The coding region runs from base 124 to 1155 and encodes 343 amino acids. Gene Ontology annotation, biological process: transmembrane transport. The transcript has 7 exons. Lineage: Eukaryota; Viridiplantae; Streptophyta; Magnoliopsida; Dioscoreales; Dioscoreaceae. The record is from RefSeq and is a predicted model, not a curated record.
ACCCAAAAUACCCCUCUCUUCUCUUUCGUUUGCUUAUAUUCUUCCAUCGUUCCCAUUCUACCCCUCUCCAAGCUUUUUCUUCGUCUUCUUCUUCUUUCUCUCCUCCUUCGCUUCUCAAUAGCAAUGGCGGAGGGGGUUGAUGGGGAGGAGAGGAGGAAGAGCCCUCUUCAUGGCAUCGAGAACUCGAUCCCCGUCGCUGUGAAGGAGCUCGUGGCUGGUGGCGUGGCUGGGGGUUUCGCCAAGACUGCUGUCGCACCGCUUGAGCGCGUUAAGAUACUCUUUCAGACUAGAAGAGCAGAAUUUCGGACUGCUGGGUUAUUUGGUUCCUUCCAAAAGAUUGCCAAGACAGAAGGCUUAAUGGGGUUUUACAGGGGAAAUGGAGCUAGUGUUGCUCGAAUUGUUCCUUAUGCAGCUUUGCACUACAUGGCUUAUGAAGAAUACCGCAGGUGGAUAAUACUUGCUUUUCCUAAUAUAGGAAGAGGGCCAGUUCUUGAUCUUGUUUCAGGUUCUAUCGCUGGUGGAACUGCAGUCAUUUUCACCUAUCCUCUUGAUUUAGUUCGUACCAAAUUGGCUUUUCAGGUUGUUGAAACACCCAAGUUGAGAGCCCAAGGUUUAUCCCAACCUGGGAUCAUUUAUAGAGGAAUAUUUGAUUGUAUUUCAAAGAUCUUUAAACAACAUGGAGUAAGAGGCCUCUAUAGGGGUGUUGGUCCAUCUUUAUAUGGAAUUUUCCCAUAUUCUGGUUUGAAGUUUUACUUUUAUGAGGAGAUGAAGUCUCAUGUUCCAGAAAAGCACAAAAAGGAUAUUAUCGUGAAGCUUGCAUGUGGAUCUGUUGCUGGUUUAAUAGGCCAGACAAUGACCUACCCUCUUGAUGUUAUUAGGCGACAAAUGCAGGUUGAAGCUCUUUCAGCAUCAGAACAUGGACUGACAAAGGGAACUUAUGAAAGCUUUGUUUCAAUUGUUCAAAAUCAAGGAUGGAGGCAACUAUUUUCAGGGUUGAGUAUCAACUAUCUGAAGGUUGUGCCUUCAGUGGCAAUUGGAUUUACAGUUUAUGAUGUGAUGAAGUCAUGGCUCAAGGUUCCCUCUCGAGAGGAAGUUGCCGCUCAGGUGGUUAGAGAAGAAACAAGCGGUCAACUGUCUUCCCUUCACUCUGGUUAAAAUCAUAAACUGAGGUCUGAGCAGGUGUUACUCCAGUCCCAUAUAUGCUAAUGAAGAAUUUGAUUCUUUUGGAACUCUAAUGUUAGGUGUAAUUCAUGAACGGUAUUCAUCCAUUCACUCUGUACAGCAUUGAAAAUUUUCAUGCUCUGCCUUUUUGCUUAGAGCAUACAUUUUUCAUGUAAAGUUGUUCAAUAAGCCAUUGAAAAGCUUGGCACAUGUACUUGCGAGGGAUCAAGAAGGAAAAAAAGAAAAGAAAUAUUCUAUCUUUUUA